Molecule: messenger RNA, 6384 nt
Organism: Aplysia californica (California sea hare)
Lineage: Eukaryota; Metazoa; Mollusca; Gastropoda; Aplysiida; Aplysiidae
Product: sorting nexin-30
Exons: 11
Coding region: 40-1485 (481 amino acids)
Molecular function (GO): phosphatidylinositol binding
Source: RefSeq, a predicted model, not a curated record
CUCCCAUCUAUUUUCACAGCUGCAGGUGGCGUCUCAGAAAUGGCUGCUAUAGAGGAAAUCGGGGUUCUGAAGGGGGAUGAUAACAAUACUUCUAAACCAGCUGACGACAAAAUCAAAUUCAAAGACCCACUGUUGACGGGUCUUGACAGAGAGAGUGAUGAUGAUGGGAUGGAAAGCCUAGACCUAGAGGCAUCUGCAAAGUCAGAGGAAGGGUCUGUGUCUCGAAGCUCAAGCCUUAUUGCUAAUUUUAGAUUGGAUGAUGAUUAUGAUGGUGAGACAAGGGAUUUGUUUAUUGUUGUGGAUGAUCCAGAGAAGCACACCAGUACUCUAGAAGCUUACAUCACAUUCAGAGUCACAACCAAGACAUCCAGAACUGAGUUUGAGGGCACUGAGUUCAGUGUCCGCAGACGUUACAAUGACUUUCUUUGGAUCCGACAAAGAUUAGAGGAGAAACACCCUACUCAUCUUGUGCCUCCUCUUCCGGAAAAACACAGCUUAAAGCGUUUGGAUCGGUUCAGCACUGAGUUUCUCAAAGUUCGCCAGGCAGCACUACAAAAGUUUCUCACACGGGUGGCUGAUCAUCCUGUUCUAUCUUUUGACACGUGCUUCCAGAUUUUCCUGACAGCUAAAGCCUGGGAGUUCCAAGCUCACAAGAAACAGGGUUCUGGCUUUUUGACACGUGUGUCAGACUCUCUUCACAACAUGUCAGCAUCAUACAUGAUGAAGAAUCGACCUCCAGAAUUUGCUUCCAUGCAUGAUUACAUGACACUUCUUCAAGACAAGCUUGGAGUUAUGGAUCGCAUUGCUCAAAGAGUUGCCAAAGAGCAGAACGAUUACAUGGCAGAACUCUUGGAGUGGGGUCCUUGCUACACCCUUUGGGCAAAUUCAGAAGACCAUUUGACGGGUGCAUUGCUGACUAUGUCUAAAUCUGUGGAUGAGUGUCUCAAAUAUGUAAAGGAAUUGAUUGAUGACACAGACACGAGAUUUGCUCAGCCACUGAAAGAAUAUUUGUUGUACUCGGAGUGUAUUAAGACUGUUUUAAGAAGACGGGAUGCUAUCCAGAAUGAGUAUGACAUGGUUGUUGAUGAGCUGGCAAAGCGUAAGGAUGACAAGGACAAUAUCAAGACUUCGGAUCAGACCUACUCGAUAGGGGCCUUACUUGGCAAGGAUCCUGAGGAUGUUAAACAGCAGAAACAUGAUAAACUGGAGGUGCAAAUUGCAGAUUUGGUGCAUCAGAUGGAGAGCCUGAACGACAGGACAGUUGUGGCCAAUGCUGACUUGAAGGCGGACAUGGAGCGCUGGCACAAACACAAGCAGAGAGACAUGAGGGAAACCUUCAUGUGCCUGGCGGACAUGCAGAUUUCCUACUAUGAAAAGUGUCUUGCUGUGUGGGAAAACACCAUCCGAGCCAUCCAGAACAAUGACCAUAUCCAGCUCCCGUCAACCGCGGCCAUAACAGAGAACCAUGAGGAUGCUGUUCUUUAGGCUCUGGAAAAACGGUCUUCUCUUGAAUAAAGGAAGCCACUAUGACAACACUUUGAAAGAGGAGAUUUUGUCCCCUCUACGCAGUCUUAUGAUUAUGACUCCAGGGUAAAAGCUUUGCUUGUGCUCAUGCCUGCUGAUAUGAUGUCACUCCUAUGAAUGGCUCAGCUGUGGCGAUGUGAAAUGCAAUCACUGUAGAUCUCUACACAUGAAGAGCUGAAAGAUUUUUAUGGAAAAGAGAGGGUUGUUUUUCCAUGAUGCAUAGCUUGGGUUAUUAGAAAAUGUGUUCAAGCUAAUUCAUAACAGAUUUUUCUGUAAAUAUAUGAAGAUUAAAUUGAUUACUGCAUAUACUUGAAAGGUUGCUGGAUUUUUUUGGAUUAAAGUCAGAGUUUUUCAGUGACAUGUGUGAUGUGCACCUUGGCUCAGCUUCAAAUUCUUGGGUUUAUCUCAUCCCAGUGUUUGCUCACUUCAGCUUUUACAAGAGAUCCCCUUGAAAUUAGAUAUUUACUAACUUGUAGACUUAACAAAUUAUUCCAAGUGUGGUUUUUUUUGUUGGAAAAAUGUACUCUUAAAAACUACUGUUCUAUAUAAGUGAAAACCGAACCGUUUUUUCACUUUUGAAAAAAUCACCCAUCAAAGUAUGAAAAUAUAUGCAAACUACAAAAUUAAAAGCUUUUACAUUGGUACUUUAUUUUCACAUAUUUUGGCCAUAUGAAAUGUUUGCCAGAACUGUUAUGAACCAAUUCUUAAUUUUUUUUGCAAGCAUAUAUCAGAAUGGCUCACUUGCAUGCAAGAGUUUAUGUCUUAUUUCAACAUUCUUACAUCACUCACCUUAAUUCCAUAUCCCAUAUAGGGCCUACAGGAUGAGUUAAACUUCUGUGCAACACAAUGCUUAAAUUAUUGAGGUGUACCAAAGGCAGUUACAUUCUUAUGUCGUUUGUAAGCACAGCUUUAGAGGGAAUUACAUUCACUGGUAAAUGUUAGUACCUGACUAGUACCUAACGCAUGCACCAAGUCGACCACUACACUCAAAAUUGAUGUCAUAGUCUGCAUUUGUUUUUUGUUUUGUUCCUUCAUAUCACAGCUCUCAUAGCUGCCAAUUAGGGGUGCAGAUUUGAUGUUAACCAUGUAUGAGGGACAACCUGUGAGUGAUCCCAGUAGUGUUCGUAAGCUUUGUUCACCCAUGUCUUCACUGUUUCAUCACAGCCAUUCCUUUCAUAGGGACCAAGGGGCUUGUGCAAUGUUCUUUGUUUUGUGAUCGCAUAUCUUUAUGUCAUUUUGGGAGCGUUUAGAUGCAUGGAUAUGUCUAAUGUACUUUUGUAUAUAUUUAUUAUGUAUAGCUUGUUUUAGACUCUAGAUAGUCACCUGUACAAUAGCUGCUCGGAGGAGUGGUCCAGUACUGAGGCAUGAACAUGAGUCUGGGAAAUUGUCAGUAGUCAGCUAUGGUGAACUGAAAGUAGAAAGUGUUUUGCUUCUAAACUGGGGAGUGAAAGAAAAGAAUGAAUUUGUACUCUGGUGUAUAACUGUUAAAAUGACAGAAGAACUGCUGUGAUUUUGGCUAUUUAGCCAAGCAUUUUGAUUUGUAUUUUUCACAUUGUAUAUCUGUGGUGAGAUGAAAACGAGGGGAUUUUUUUUUCUGUUGUAUGUUGUUUAAUAGAUGAAAACACCAUCCCACCUUUCACUUGACUCUUUGGUUUCUGUAUUUAUUUUGCACUGUCCUUAAUUUAUUUUUUGGAUUCAUUGAUCAAGAGUUGAUGCAAGUAGAUCAGUGUGAAUGUACAUUGUGUCUGUUGUGUUCCCUGGUAGGCUAUUUAUCUAAUGUGACAACAAAAUGGUGUGUAUCAAUUGAAUGUACUGCGUAAGCUAGAAAAUUAGCUUUUGUUUUCUGCCAGGCUCAAGCAGCUUAAUGCAACAUUUUCUUAUUAGUUCCUUUCUCCCCCCGGAAACAAAUGCAUCAUCAGUCGUUAUUUGAGGUAUUGGCGUGUGUCCAUAGGGCAUGGAUGUGGAGAAAUUAUUUUUCUAUAUGAUAAAAAAUGACAAGAGGGUAAAAAAAGGAGUAGGGAGAAAGGCUGAUUGGUACUAACAGAAAAGGCUAGUUCCUAAAAAGGUCUGACGACAGGGUGCAGGAAUUUGAGAUGGAGCAUAAGAUCUCAUUAUGGUGAAAGAAUGCAGCAGAUUCCUCUUUCCUUUGUUUGUACCGAAUUGAGAUAUUGCUGGGAAUAGAGUAGAUCAUUCCAGGUUGUGGUUUACUUGUUUCUGUACUCCAGAAAAUCUUCAGAAAGGGUAAAAAGCUUCUGCUUAGAGAAAAAUGCAUUCGCUCUCCAUGAGGCCUGAGAAAGAGAAGAAAACCUACACAUGGGUAAGACAAUUUGUUUUUUGCUGUGCUUACAAGUUGGGAAUGUAUGUGGACAGCAAGGCGGGAUGUCUCUUUAUUGGUUAGUCUGUCAGUAUUAAUCAUUGCUUUGAUUUUUCCUUAAAAGGUUGUGUAUUAUGUUUAGGAGACGAAAAGUAUUGUAUGAUGAGUAUUUUUGGUCCACACACAUGUUUUUUUAUCUGCUUGUAUAGUGUGUAUAAAUUAUUUGAAGUUUUAAGUUAAUCUGUUUGUUGUUGAUGCCAGAAGCCAAUAAGGUGUGCUUUAAAAAAAAAUUAUUUCUUCCCAAAUGGACUCUACUUUAGGAUUUUUUUUUACAUUUAGGGCUCUUAUUGUUUUGACAAAUGAUUGAAACAGUAUCAGCUGCCAGUAGUUUCCCUUCUCGUCAGAGGUAAGGGGCACUGAGUUUAGACAAGGUGGUAUAUAUUUAAGUGACCAGACAGUUUGGGUCGUAUUUAUGCUGUAGAUGAUAGUAAAACACAGGAUGUGCCAAGCACCAGCAUUGUAAUUGUCUGUGAAAGGUACUCUCUUUCAGUCUUCUCUCUGUAACCCUGUUGUUGGUGUCAAAAGAUUAUGGACUUCUGUGCAUGCAGUAGCACUAUUUUUACAGUUGUUUCCAAAGAGUUCUGAGUAGUUUAUGUUGCCGAUCUCCUUCAAUUACUCAUCAACUUCAGCGGGGAAAAAAGGUAAUGUGUUACCUAUGAGUGAGACUGAUGCGCUAAACAAACUCAUGGCAAACAUUGUGUAAGGGUUGUUAGAACAAUCUUGCUAGUGUAUGUUUGUUAGCAGUCAUUAUUCUAAUAAUUUUUAAGGGAAACACUUCAAGUGUUUGUUUUCUUCUAAAAGGAACUCUGCUUAUUUCAAACACAUGGCAAACAUUGUGUAAGGGUUGUUAGAACAAUCUUGCUAGUGUAUGUUUGUUAAUGUUAGCAGUCAGUUAAUUUAAAUGGGUUUACAUUUCUCUGUCAAAACCAUGUUUCUCAAUCUCAUCUAAUGAAGGUUUAUGAAUAUGUCUGAGUUGUCUUUAUUUUUUAUGGUGUUGGUUUCUAUGUCUUAGUCCUUUUUUUCCCCAGAUAUUUUCAGUGAUUUCCAGCAUCUUUGUACAUCUUAGUGUUUACAGUUGUGUCUGCCACUGAAGGGGGCGAAUAGUUAACAAAAAUGAAGGUUUGAAUAGAAAAGUUGUAAUUUUUGUCAUGAACAUGUCUUUGGCAGAUGCCCUGGUGUUUCUGUUUUCCUAACCCAAAUCUGGUUUGGAUGUGGCUGCUAUCAUGCUGACUCACCGAUGGCAAGCACUCUAUUGCAAUGUCAUUUUUUGUCUUUGUUUCCCCUGACAGUACGUCAUUUUAACUUAUGAGAGAGAAGUUUGGCUAACUGUGUGCACUUUUGUUGAAUCAAUCAUGUUUUUCCCUGAACUCUUGCAUUAUGAUCUUUAUCAACAUCAAUAUAAUUCAUAUUCUUGAAUAAGUGUUUCAAACAUUGGAAAGUUUAAGAAUUUUUCAAUAUUGUAUGAUUUCUCCACACUGUUUGAUUUUGAGAAUCAGGAUGUCUUUUCCAUUGCAUGAGGCUAGUCAUUAUUCUAAUAAUUUUUAAGGGAAACACUUCAAGUGUUUGUUUUUUUUCUAAAAAGAACUUCUGCUUAUUUCAUAAAUUAGUCUUUGUGAAACUUAAACAAGGCUGCAUGCAUGCUUUUUACGUUAUAACCCAGUAGAAGGAAGCAGUAUAACUUUACCGAUUCAGUGCUGUAUUGUAAUAAUAGUUUGUGGUUAGCUUCAAGGCCAGUGUUUCUGAAAAAUUCUGCCUAUACCUAGUUUUCAUGUUGAAUUGAGAUCAGUUGAAAGAAAGUCAGCUCUUAUUGUCUCUGAUUGAGUUUGGCUUAAUAUUACACAUUGUCAGACUUCGCCUCAAGUGUUUUUAAAGCCUGUUCUGAAUGUCUGGUUACCUAGAUAUUUGUUAUUUUGUAGUUUUAUGCUAUAGCAUCGCUGUGUUUGAAAGUUGUUCUUUCUUUCUGUUCCAGUUUGAUAAAUGUGCUCGACUAAUGAACAAAUUCCACAAAACAAAAUUGUUGUUUGAUACUCGCUGGCCAUUUAUUUGUAUUCUUUAUUCUUCUAUUGAGGCGAUGUCCUUUGUGGUUUAUGCGUGUGAAAUGCUGCACUAUACAAAAAAACCAGCAACACCCACACGCAUGUGAAUUGACCAUGUUACUUAAAGGGAGAGAGCUUGGGAAGUUGUCCCUAACUGCUCCUUUGUUCAAGAUACAAGCAAAAGCUCCUUUUUCAUCAUGUGCUGAUUCAGCUUUCUGGAAGACUUAGUUGAUGGUGGACAAACGUUCAUGAUGUAAUUUCCAUUUUUUCUUUGUCAAUCCAACAUUCAAUUCGCCGGACCCACCAUGUUGUCCAUUUCGUGUAUUAUAUAAUCACAUCCUACUUACCAUACGCGUGAUCUAUGGAUAUCUGUCUAUCUGUGUGUACCUGUAGUUUAUACAUCAAUGUGAUUUUUUUCUACAGGAAUAAAAUACCAAUGGGGAGAUCGCA